ACAUAUUAUCAAUAUUCAAUGUAAAUAUCGUUUUUAACUUACCAUUUCAGUCUAUCGUUAAACGAUAAAAAAACAAACUAUAUUCAAAUAUUUUUUUAAUAAUAAUUUAUAUAUAUUUAGAAAAAAUAUAUAAAAAUGCAGUGGAUGAAUUUUCGAAGAUGUCUUGGAGCAGUGAAACAGAUCAAUUUAUUAAAUAACCGUCAAGCUAGUAAUAAUUGCAAAAUUUUUAUUUAUAGUCAUGAUGUAGAAAUGGCAAAAAAAAAUGAAUUACCAAUUGUUGUCUUAGAAUCCACAAUUAUUACUCAUGGAAUGCCUUAUCCUGAUAAUUUAAAGACAGCUAUUCAAGUGGAAAAUAUUAUCAGAAAAAAAGGUGCUGUACCUGCAACUAUAGGAAUUUUAAAUGGACAAAUACAUGUUGGUUUAAAUAAUGAACAACUGCAAAUAUUAGCAGAAUCACAUUCUAAAACUGUUAAGUGUUCAAGCAGAGACAUAUCAACAAUUGUUGCUCAAAAAUUAAAUGGGGGAACAACUGUUAGUGCAACAAUGUUAAUAGCAAAUCUAUUACAUUUGCCUAUAAUGGCAACUGGAGGUAUUGGUGGUGUUCACCGUGGGGCAGAAAUGACUUUUGAUAUUAGUACUGAUUUAAUAGAACUUGGACGUACUCCUGUAGCUGUUGUUUGUUCUGGUGUUAAAUCUAUAUUAGACAUUGAAAAGACAUUAGAAUAUCUGGAAACUCAUGGAGUUCCAGUUAUAAAAAUUGGUAAAACAAAUUAUUUUCCUGCAUUUUAUUGCACUGAAACAUUUCAGAAAAUAAAAGCACCACAUAGAGUAUCAACUUCAGAAGAAGCAACAGAAAUUCUUAAAAAACAAAGAGAAUUAGGUUUUCAAACAGGAAUAUUGUUUACUGUCCCUAUUCCUGAAAAGUAUGCAUUAGAUUCUAAAGAAAUGGAAUCAGCUAUACAUAAAGCUCUAGAAAAUGCAAAAUAUCAAAAUAUCAGUGGAAAGAAUGUUACACCAUUUUUACUAGAAGAAUUAAAUAGAAUUACACAUGGUCAAUCUCUUCAAGCUAAUAUGGCACUCAUAGAAAAUAAUGCAAGCGUAGCAGCAGAAAUUGCAGUGAAUUUGGCAAAAAAAUAUCUUCAAAAUUCUUUUAACAAUAACACAUCCGAAUGCAUUUUUGUAUCAAAGCGAAAUCCAAUUGUAAUUGGUGGAGCAGUAAUGGAUACCACAUUGCAAAUAAAGGAGUCUGAGAUAAAAGACGAUGGUAGAACGCAUGCCGGUAGAAGCCGAGAAAGUUGCGGCGGGGUCGGACGAAAUAUCGCCAACGCCUUGAUCAGCCUUGGUCUGAAUGCUACGCGGUUAAUAUCCGUUGUAGGUAACGACCAGCCUGGGAAAGCUAUAAUUAAAAGUCUAGGAGAUGGUGGCCAGACCGUUGAGCAGUUGUCAAAUAUGAAUACAGCUAGAUGUACUACAAUUAUCGAUUAUAAAGGUGAAUGUCGUUUCGGAAUUGGUGAAAUGGAAGUGUUUACGAGUAUCAGCCCGAAUCUAGUGAAGAAAUAUCAAUCAUAUGUGGAGAACUCAAGCAUCAUUGUACUUGAUGGCAAUCUACCUUUAGAUACGAUUCAAUACUUAUUAGAGCUUGCAACAUAUUCGAAAAUUCCAGUUUGGUAUGAACCUACGGAUGUAAAAAAAGCAAUGAAAAUAUUUGAAGCAAAGUUACAAUGGCAAAAUGUUUUGCAUUUUAUAUCACCAAACAGAAAUGAACUAUUAGUCAUUGGAAAAUACCUUGGCAUACCAAUACCUGAUAAUAAAUUAACUAUGGACUUAGAAGAAAUAAAAGCAAUUGCAGAGCAAGUAGCUAAAUUUAUUCCAGUGAUUAUAUGUACAUUAGGAUCACAUGGAGUCUUGGUUGUUCGUAAAGCCUUAGGAAAUGAUCCUUUUUAUGAUAAAGAAGGUAAAUUAAUUGUCCAUAGUAUGCCCAUCACUUCUCGUUUAUAUCCUCCUUUAUCUUAUAUUUCUGAUAAUCCAAAUGAAACAUUUAAUGUAAGUGGUUGUGGUGAUUGUCUUACUUCUGGAAUAAUUUAUGGAAUUCAUAAAAAUUUAGAUGAAAUUAGCUGUCUUUCUUUAGCUUUAAAGGCUGCAGCACUUUCUUUAACUUCAUUAGAUGCAGUUCCUGCUUCACUUUCAUUAUUAUGUAAUGAUACAAAAUAUUAA
Apis laboriosa (Himalayan honeybee) is the source of this 2214-nucleotide messenger RNA. RefSeq names its product pseudouridine-metabolizing bifunctional protein C1861.05. Lineage: Eukaryota; Metazoa; Arthropoda; Insecta; Hymenoptera; Apidae. The record is from RefSeq and is a predicted model, not a curated record. The transcript is spliced from 9 exons. Bases 136 to 2214 code for a protein of 692 amino acids. Gene Ontology annotation, molecular function: pseudouridylate synthase activity.